Messenger RNA from [Torrubiella] hemipterigena, 3150 nucleotides. Lineage: Eukaryota; Fungi; Ascomycota; Sordariomycetes; Hypocreales; Clavicipitaceae. The record is from the annotation of a GenBank genome assembly.
AUGCCUGGCAAGACUUCCUCCAGUCUGCCCUUUGGCGAGUCCGUCGCCCUCUCCUCCAUCUCCGGCCCGACCUACGUGACCGCCCAGUUGCUUGUCCAGCAGAUUGCCUAUAAGCUGUCCGAUAAGGUCUACUCCUUCUCGCCCGAGACCUUUGACUUGGAUCUUGCCGCCAAGGAGUGGGCUGCUAACGGCGAUAACAACGUCCACGGCUACGCUCCCUCUGUCCUGCCUCUGCAGACCAGAGUCGGUGCCGGUGCCCUCGCCCUCGGUUACAUCUUCUCUCCCGAUUUUGACGUUACCAAGCGCCAUAUCCCUCAGACUCUGCUCGCUCCCUCCGGCAGCCUGCAGCAGCUGCGUACCACUCUCGACCAGGUCUCGCUUCUCUACAGCGUCUCGAGCCCUGUUGUUGCUCACAUCGCCGCCGCCGACUACACUGUCACCCAUGGCCUCGUCUCCGACUACGAUGUUGCCCUGAGACUUGCCGAGGAUGUUGGCCUCAGCCUCAUCUCCAGCUCCUCCACCUACGAAGCCCAGCACAUGUCGCUCUUUGCCACAUUGCUUGCCUCUGUCGCUCCCGCUCUUCACAUCUACGAUGGCGUCCGCGUUGGCCGCGAGACCCUGCGUGUCGUUGAUGCCUUGGGUGAGAAGUCCGUCGCCGACAUCUACACAAAGUUGUCUGCUGAGGUUGCUAAGCUCAACCCCCGUCUUGAUACUGCCGGCAAGGUCCUUGAGCUCUUCAAGCUCUUCAACGAUGAGCUCGGUACCGUCUACGCUCCCUUUGAAUACCACGGCCACGAGACCCCCGAUGUUGUCCUCGUUGCCUUUGGCAGCGCUGAGACCCAGGUUGCCAAGCAGGUCCUGACCAAGAUUGCUGGCGAGGGCGCCAAGGUUGGUGUUGUCAACGUCCGUGUCUACCGCCCUUUCAUCGAGGAGGCCUUCAUUGCUGCUAACCCCGCCUCUGCCAGAACAAUUACUGUUCUUGGCCAGGUUGCCGACAGCGGUCGUGAGGAUGAGGCUACCCAGUCUGCUCUCUACGGCGAUGUCCUGACCGCCGUCACCUUCAGCGGCAAGUUUGAGGAAGAGCCUGAGGUCAUCGAUAUCAAGUACGGCACUUCCCAGACCCUCACUCCCCAGGGUCUCGUCAACGCCCUUCACAAGGUCUUUGGCAACGACGGCGAAGCCAAGGCUCUUCCCUCUCUCGUUGCCGCCGAACAGUACACUUUCUGGGACGUCGACACCUCUGCUGCCGUAGCCUCUCCUGCUGCCCUCGGCAAGGUUUUGGCCAAGGACUCCAAGUCCAACGUGUUUGUUCGUGACUCCUACGACAACCUGACCCAAGGUGGCCUCGUCCGCACUGAUAUCCGCGUCGCCAGCAAGGCCAUUGAAGCUGCCUACGACAUCAACGAUGCCGAUGUCAUUGUCGUCGGUGAUGACAAGGUCCUCAAGUCCGUUGAUGUGCUCCACGGUCUCGCCAAUGAGGGUAAGGUUGUUCUCAAGCUCGCCAACUUCAAGGAAGAGGAUAUUGAGAAGAAGCUCCCCGCUACUUUCCGCAAUGGCCUCCAGGAGCGCAGCGCUGCUCUCUUUAUUGUUGACCCUGCUGCCUCACCUGCCAUUGACGCCGAUGCCGCCGCCACCAAGACUCUUCUCGAGGUUGCCUUCCUCAAGGCUGCUCGCCCUGAGCUCUCCGUUGCCGAUAUCACCAAGCUCGGUCUUACUGCUUCUGGUGCCCUCUCUCUCCAGGAGACCUUUGAUGCUCUCGAGCAGACUGUCCGCAAGCUGGAAGUCCCCGCUGCCUGGGCCGAGGCCGAGAUUGAUGCUGCUGCCCCUGCUCUCCUCACCACUCUCCAGCCCAACAGCUUCGUUUCCUUUGACAAGGAAGAGGUUGAGGCUUCUUUCGAGCUCAGCGACUGGCAGGAGGCUGCCAAGGGUCUCGUCUUCAAGGAGGCUUAUGAGACUCGCAGCGCCCUGCGCCCCGAUCUCGCCGUCAAGACCACCACCAUCACUGUCAAGGAGAACCGCCGCCUGACUCCCCUCGACUACGACCGCAACAUCUUCCACAUUGAGUUUGACCUCGGCACCACCGGCCUCACCUACAAAAUUGGUGAGGCCCUCGGUAUCCACGCUGAGAACGACGAGGAGGAGGUCAAGGCCUUCAUCGAGCUCUACGGCCUCAACCCUGCCGAGCUUGUCCAGGUUGCUGCUCGCGACAACGCCGAUGCCACCGAGGUCCGCACCGUCCACCAGGCCCUCAUCCAGAACGUCGAUAUCCUGGGCAAGCCCCCCAAGCGCUUCUACGAAACCUUGGCCGAGUUUGCCACCGACGACGCUGAGAAGAAGAAGCUUGAGGCUCUCGGCAGCGCUGCCGGUGCUGAAGAGUUCAAGCGCCGCUCGGAAGUCGACAUGCUCACUUAUGUCGACAUUCUGGAAGAGUUCAAGUCUGCUCGUCCCAGCUUCCAGGACCUCGUCAAGAUUGUCAGCCCUCUGAAGCGCCGUGAGUACUCGAUUGCCUCUGCCCAGGCCGUGACUCCCGACUCUGUCGCCCUCAUGAUUGUCGUUGUCGACUGGGUCGACACGCGCGGCCGCACCAGACUCGGUCAUGCUACUCGCUACCUCAGCGGUCUUCGCCCUGGUGCCAAGGUGACUGUCUCUGUUAAACCUUCCGUCAUGAAGCUGCCUGUCAAGGACACCGCACCUCUCAUCAUGGCUGGUCUGGGUACUGGUCUGGCUCCCUUCCGCGCCUUUGUCCAGUACCGUGCCAUGCAAAAGGCCCAGGGCAAGGAGAUUGGCUCUAUCCUGCUGUACCUUGGUUCUCGUCACCAGCGCGAGGAGUACCUGUACGGUGAGGAGUGGGAGGCAUACCUUGCCGCCGGUGUCGUUACGCUCAUUGGCAGUGCCUUCUCGCGAGACCAGCCUCAGAAGAUUUACAUUCAGGACAGAAUGCGCCAGACUCUGGACAGCAUUGUGCAGUCUUACAUCAAGGACGAAGGCAGCUUCUACCUCUGCGGUCCUACAUGGCCCGUCCCUGAUGUCACUGCUGUGCUCCAGGAGGCUAUUGCCGUAGACGCAAAGGCCAAGGGCAAGAAGGUCGACCCUAAGAAGGAGAUUGAGAAGCUCAAGGAGGAGGGCCGCUACGUGCUGGAGGUGUACUAA